Drosophila santomea is the source of this 796-nucleotide messenger RNA. RefSeq lists its product as uncharacterized. The transcript is spliced from 3 exons. Lineage: Eukaryota; Metazoa; Arthropoda; Insecta; Diptera; Drosophilidae. The record is from RefSeq and is a predicted model, not a curated record. Bases 37 to 414 code for a protein of 125 amino acids.
CACCCCUGAAUCUAUCGUUAUGAUAUUUUCGUCUUUAUGGUUCUUGAAUUACUUUUUCGGUUCUUUCAAAAUUUUUUUAGGUCAGUGAAGUACACUAUAAUGGGGGAUUCCGCAAUUAUAAAAUCGGAUUCAUUUCGCCAUGUUAUGGUACCACCAAUACCCAAACUUGCCGACAUGCAUAUGUACUGGGUGUGGAGAAUGUUGAUAAAAUCAUAUCUGGCUGCUAUAGGUCUUUGGUCUGGAAAUCAUCCAAAGGAGAGCGCCCACACAAAGUUUGUGCUGCUGAGCACGUUGGAAAUAUGGGUUGUAAGAAGGGAGUACGAUGACAUGACCAGCAAGUCCAUUUUCGAAGAUCUCGAGCAACGAUAUGCUAACAAUAAUAAUCGGCAACAGUCAGAGAAUAGCUUCAUUUAAAAUCAAUAGAAUGUGUUUCUAUUGUUUUCGCUGUACAAUUUUAAGGUGCUUCCUGGAGGAAAUAUUUAAAACACAUCCGUCUGCUCCCCAAAAAUACUAAUGUUGUGUAAUAUAUGCAUAUGUUUGGUGCAAAUUGUUGAUCUUCCACAAAAUUUAUUCAUGGAUAAAGGAUGCCGGAAAUAUUGAAUUUUAAAUAUACCAGCUCAGCUCAUUUUGAGCUCACCAGUGCUGCCAAUCGAUUACCACGCGUUAGUGCCUUUGCGUAUCUAACGCGUUAGUGCCUUUCAACUUUUGACACAUCGCUCAAUAAAAACAAAUCAACUUCAACUGUCCGAAAAGCAGCAAGAAUAUUUAAAAUACAGCGCUGAGCAACUAAAAUUUA